AUGGGGCGCGUGAAGCUGCAGAUCAAGAGGAUCGAGAACAACGUCAACCGGCAGGUCACCUUCUCCAAGCGCCGCAACGGCCUCAUCAAGAAGGCCUACGAGCUCUCCGUCCUCUGCGACAUCGACAUCGCGCUCAUCUUGUUCUCGCCGUCCGACAAACUCAACCACUUCUCCGGCCGACGCAGUAUCGAGGACGUGAUCACCAAGUACAUCAACCUCCCGGAGCACGACAGAGGAGGAAUAGUUCGGAACAGAGAGUAUCUGAUCAAGACGCUCACGCAACUCAAGCGCGAGAGUGACAUAGCCGAGCAACUCACACCCAAUAAAGGGCCAGUGGACUCCAACAUAGAGGAGCUCCAGCACGAGAUCAGGAAAUACCAGCACCAGGUGCAGGCCUUGGAGGAGCGCCUCAGGAUGUUCGAGCCGGACCUGGUGGCGCUGGCGUCCAUGAACGAGGUCGAGGCGACCGAGAAGUUCCUCAUGGAGACCCUCACCCGCGUAGAAGAGCGCAAGAAGUAUCUGCUGUGCAACCACAUGGGCCCGUUCGACCCCUCGCCCGCCGACAUGCAGCAAAGGCAUCGACGCCGCCACGUAUGGGUGCAGGUCUUCGGCCUGCUGCCGGCGCCGCCGCAGCAGCACGAGCAGCAGGGGGACAUGGGCGUCAGCGCGUUCGGGGUCGGCGGCGACGUCGUCUCGUGGUUCGCCGACGCGAUGCCGGGGGCGGGGCCGUCCAUCUUCGCCGGGCCGGACCCGAUCUUGGCCUUCAGAGACCAGGCGAUCUUCGACUCGCUGCGGCGGGACGCGGGGGUGGACCCGGGGAUGGCGGCGAUGUGCCACGUGGACCAGCACGGCGGCGGCCCCAGCGACGACUGGCAGCAGGCGUACACGUCGGCGGAGCUCCUCUCCGCGCUCAUCCCGUCCACGCCCUUCCCCCUGGACGACCAGGUGGCGGACUCGAUGGCCCCCGUGCUAGCGCCCCCGAUGGUGCCGCCGCCGCCGCACGUGCACGAGCAGGUGGAGGCGUCGGCGGGGAGCUGCUCCAACGUCCCGCCGCCGGGCGGGGACUCAGCCGCCGCCGCGGCCCAGGAGCAGCAGCACGGCCUGCCCGACGGCGCUGUCAACAUCGGCUGA
Panicum hallii is the source of this 1131-nucleotide messenger RNA. Its product is annotated as agamous-like MADS-box protein AGL104. NCBI's taxonomy places the organism in Eukaryota, Viridiplantae, Streptophyta, Magnoliopsida, Poales, Poaceae. The transcript is spliced from 11 exons. Bases 1 to 1131 code for a protein of 376 amino acids. The record is from RefSeq and is a predicted model, not a curated record. Gene Ontology annotation, biological process: positive regulation of transcription by RNA polymerase II. Gene Ontology annotation, molecular function: RNA polymerase II cis-regulatory region sequence-specific DNA binding; protein dimerization activity; DNA-binding transcription factor activity, RNA polymerase II-specific.